Messenger RNA from Mycena indigotica, 954 nucleotides. Its product is annotated as Nuclear fragile X mental retardation-interacting protein 1. The record is from RefSeq and is a predicted model, not a curated record. Gene Ontology annotation, cellular component: nucleus. Gene Ontology annotation, biological process: box C/D snoRNP assembly. Lineage: Eukaryota; Fungi; Basidiomycota; Agaricomycetes; Agaricales; Mycenaceae. The transcript has 3 exons. Gene Ontology annotation, molecular function: RNA binding. Bases 1 to 954 code for a protein of 317 amino acids.
AUGCAACAACCACCAUGGCCGUUCCAAACGUAUUACUCGGCGCACUAUGCGGCUGCCUAUCAACAACAACAACAACAGCAAACUCGAGUUAAUCUGCCUAAUCUACCCGUAGCGGGCCCUUCAAAGCGGCCGCCAGGCCAGCCCUCCUCUGCUUGGUACCAGCCAGGAAACGUCCGCUGCACCUACAAGACAUGCACUUUCUCUGGCUCCAAACAGUCUGUCGAGACACACAUGAUGGACCGCCACCUCAUCUUCCCCGCGGGCUGGGACAAGCGCAAGAAGGAGCCGCAGUGGGACGCCGAUCCGAGUCUCAAAGGGAAACAGGUCCCGAUCCAGGGGACGGGCAUCAUGCUCAACACGCCAGAGAAGCUCGCGGAGUGGCUGGCGGAGCGGAAACGGCGGUGGCCCAGUGCGCAGUUGGUUGCAGAGAAGAAACGGAAGCUGGAGGAGGCUGCUGCCCGGGGAGAGUUGGCGGCGUUGGAUAUGGGCAGGAAACGACAGCGGACGGAAAAUAAUGAAUCAAGGGGACGAGGCAGGGGGAAAGGGAGGGGGAGGGGGACUUUGCGGGGGAGAGGAAAGGGAAGGGGUAAUGCACCGAUGCCAACAACAUCGCGAGAGUCGUCUGGCUCAAGUAGUGAAGACGAUUCACCUCCAGAAGCACUUUCUUCAAAAAAGGAUGAUCCACCUCCGAUCCCAGCUCAACCCGUCUCCCGGCCACGCGUCCAACAACCAAAAAAUCCAGUGCACAAUGUCUUCGCCUCGCGCCCGACUCUUCUGCGCAAUCUAUUACUUCCCGAGAUCCGCAUCACUGUCUCCAACCUUUCCCAGGCGAUCCACUUCCUAGUGGACAACGAUUUCUUGCAAGACGUCGAACUGAAGCCGGGACAAGCUAAUCAAAGACUCGUCCAAGUUUUAGAAGCAGGUGGAAAUGACAAUAAUAUUAGUGGGCAAUAA